CUUUAAUCAUGGCGUUUUUCUCUUUCGCAGAAUUAAGAAAUACUUUAAUCUUCCACCUUUGUUGUUCUUUGCCUCUUCCCUUGUCGAUUCCGCGCAGCCGCAAUGGAAAUAGGAACCACCCACCUCACAGCUGACGCUUGCAAGCCUAAGCCGACAGCUGAUUCUGAAUGCUACUGCCCACAUGAAACUAUCCUUCGUCUUAUUAGCUGCUCUUAUUGUACCGGCCUAAGCGGGGAUUAAUAUUGACGCAGGAGAGCAGCGGUCGUAGUCUCCGAGCUGCAGUUGUAGCGGUGGAGUUUACGGCCCUGCGAACGCCAAAAUUGACAGCGGAGAUGGUGGAAAUUGCUGGCAGUAGACUGUGUGUGGUUCACGAAGCGUAAUCACCAGAGUUCCUGGAUGAAAGCAGGAGAAGAUUGAUGGUGGGAAGUUGGGGGAAGUGAAAGCCCAGGGGUUUUAGAGAAGUCGAAGAGGGUUAUUUGAGGUCUGACGUGGAUGAUGUGGAUUUAAGGGAAGGCUGAUGUGGCAGGAGUUCAGAUCUGAAUGUCCUUUCAAAGAUAAGACGUAUAUAUACCUGUGGAGCCAGCCAUCAUGCUAAGAACUGCAUAACUUUCAGACACCCUCUGAAGCGUUCUGAAAACUUUUCAGGAUUUCGGAAAGCUUCACUUCCAUGGUUAUUGUUAGUUGCAGAAUGUUCCUGUUGCCAGCCAUUUUCCUGUGUUUGGUCGUGCCAAGAAUUUAAUUGUGUUUCAUGUUAACAGUGGAAUCGCACUUUGGACGAGUUGGAGUUCCUGAGGAUUGUUAAAGAGGGGCGUUGGAGUGUACUUGCUGGAUCAUUUUGUGAACUGAAACGUCCACCGUUCUUUGGCAUUAGAAUUCUGGGUUAUUUGCUAAGAUGGCUUCCUGGCAGCCGCUGGUUUGGUUUUGUAAACCAGUGGCCAAUGGAUUAUGGGCAAAAGAACUGGACACUGCCUUUGGAGCUUACACCCCUUGUGCGAUUGAUUCUCUAGUGAUUUGUACAUCAUAUUUGACACUGUUCGGUCUAUGCAUCUACCGAAUGUGGUUGAUUAAGGAUACGAAAAUUCAGAAGUACUGUCUAAGGACAAAGUACUACAACUACAUACUGGGGUCGUUUGCUGCUUAUUGUACAGCUGAACCUAUAUUCAGGCUGGUGAUGGAUAUUUCAACCUUUAAAAUGGAGGGAGAGACUGGUCUGGCUCCCUUUGAGAUGUUUUCUUUGGUCACUGUGGCCCUCUCCUGGUGCUCCAUGCUUUUUAUGAUCAGCUUGGAAAUUAAAAUAUAUAUCUUUGAAUUCCGAUGGUACGUGAGAUUUGGAGCCAUUUAUGUGUUGACAGCGGAAUGUGUAGUGCUCAAUCUCAUUCUGGCAGCGAGUGAUUACAUCACCAGAUUGGCCUUCUACAUAUAUGUGGGCACAUUUAUCUGCAAGGUUUUAUUUGGAAUUCUUCUUUUCAUUCAUGUGCCCACAAUGGAUCCAUAUCCUGCUUAUGUCAUGUUGGAACCCAAGCCCCAUGACAAUGUUGGGUAUGAGGCCCUCCCUGGGGAAGAGAAAAUAUGUCCUGAGAGGCACGUGAAUAUCUUUUCCUGGAUGUAUUUUGGAUGGAUGACCCCACUUAUGCGGCAAGGCUUCAAGAAACCCAUCAAUGAAAAGGAUGUCUGGAAGUUAGAUGCAUGGGAUCAGACUGAAACGCUGAUUAUUAAGUUCCUGAAGUGCUGGGGUGAAGAAUCUAAAAAGCAGAACCCAUGGUUGUUAAGAGCUCUAAAUAAUAGCCUUGGUGGAAGGUUUUGGCUGGCGGGACUCUUUAAGAUCGGCAAUGAUCUUUCUCAAUUUGUGGGUCCUGUUAUCAUGAACCAUCUUUUACAGUCAAUGCAACGUGGGGAUCCUGCUUGGAUUGGUUAUGCAUAUGCUUUCUCGAUUUUUGUUGGUGUGUCGUUCGGGGUGCUCUCUGAAUCCCAAUACUUUCAGAAUGUGAUGCGGGUUGGUUUUCGCCUGAGAUCAACAUUGGUGGCUGCCAUAUUCCGAAAAUCCUUGAGACUAACUCACGAGGCCCGCAAGAACUUUCCGAGCGGGAAGAUCACAAAUAUGAUCACUACAGAUGCCAACGCAAUCCAGCUAAUAUGCCAACAACUUCAUAAUCUGUGGUCGGCGCCAUUCACAAUCACCUUGUCUAUGGUCCUUCUCUACCAGCAAUUGGGUGUUGCUUCUCUCCUUGGAUCGUUACUCCUCGUUCUCAUGAUUCCUGUACAGACAGUUGUGAUCAGCAAAAUGAGAAAACUAACCAAGGAAGGGUUGCAAAGGACAGAUAGGAGAGUCAGCCUCAUGAAUGAAAUCCUUGCAGCAAUGGAGACUGUGAAAUGUUAUGCUUGGGAGAGAAGCUUUCAGAAUAGAGUUCAAGGCGUACGGAAUGAUGAGCUGUUAUGGUUUCGUGGCGCCCAGUUGCUUGCUGCUUUCAAUACUUUUCUGCUCAACAGCAUACCAGUUGUUGUGACAUUGGUUUCAUUUGGAACUUUCACUUUACUCGGUGGAGAUUUGACACCUGCGAGGGCAUUUACAUCACUCUCUCUGUUUCAAUUGCUACGGUCUCCUUUGAACAUGCUUCCUAACUUAUUAAGCCAGGCUGUAACUGCAAAUGUUUCCAUCCAACGUCUGGAGGAACUAUUUAUGGCUGAGGAGAGAACUCUGGCGUUGAAUCCACCACUUGAACCAGGACUUCCAGCCAUCUCUAUCAGAGAUGGAUACUUUUCGUGGGAGUCAAAGGCAGUGAAGCCUACAUUGUCGAAUAUCAAUCUAGAUGUAUCAGCUGGAAGCUUAGUAGCGAUUGUUGGUGGGACUGGAGAAGGAAAGACUUCACUUGUCUCAGCAAUGAUUGGAGAACUGCCUGCUGUAGCAGAUACUAGUGUUGCAAUUAGAGGAACUGUUGCUUAUGUCCCUCAAGUUUCUUGGAUUUUCAAUGCUACUUUGCGUGACAACAUAUUGUUCGGAUCUGCAUAUGAACCUAAACGAUACUGGAGAACAAUUGAUGUGACUGCAUUACACCAUGAUCUCGACAUACUUCCUGGCCACGAUCUCACAGAGAUAGGAGAAAGAGGAGUGAAUAUCAGUGGUGGUCAAAAGCAAAGGGUAUCAAUGGCAAGAGCCAUCUACUCCAAUUCAGAUGUAUACAUAUUUGAUGACCCUUUGAGUGCCCUAGAUGCUCAUGUUGGUCACCAGGUAUUCAACAGAUGCAUCAAGGAAGAGUUGCAAGGCAAAACUAGGGUUCUUGUGACGAACCAGCUACAUUUCCUUCCUCAAGUGGAUAAGAUCAUUGUUGUAAGCGAAGGAACUGUGAAGGAGGAAGGGACCUUUGAGGAGCUCUCUAGAAGUGGCACGUUAUUCCAAAAGCUGUUGGAAAAUGCUGGGAAGACGGAAGGAAUGCAAGAAAAGGAGGUGGAGGAAGAAGAAUGGGAUAGCUCAAAUGCUGAGCAUGGAAGGUCGAAACCCACGACCAAUGGAGUGCACAAGUUGACACAAAAUACAGCAGGCCAUAAUAAUAAGAGAAAGAAAAGAGGGGAGUCCAUGCUCAUCAAGCAAGAGGAAAGGGAGACAGGCAUUGUCAGUUGGAAAGUCUUGAACAGGUACAUAAAUGCAUUAGGAGGCACACUGGUGAUCAUGGUACUGUUCACUUGCUACACAUUGACUGAAGUUCUUCGGAUUUCAAGCAGUCAAUGGUUAAGCAUUUGGACGAAUCACAGCAGUUCUGGAAGUUAUAAUCUCCCAUUCUUCCUCUCCAUUUAUGCGCUCCUGUCACUGGGUCAGGUAAGUGUUACACUGGGAAACUCUUAUUGGGUGAUCACUUCAAGCCUACAUGCAGCAAAAAGACUCCAUGAUUCCAUGCUAGAUAGCCUCUUACGAGCUCCAAUGCUGUUCUUCCACACCAAUCCACUAGGAAGAGUGAUUAACAGGUUUGCAAAGGAUCUUGGGGAAAUCGAUCGCUUUGUUGCCGGUGUUGCCAACAUGUUUCUGAAACAAGUCUGGCAGCUCCUUUCCACAUUUGCCUUAAUAGGCAUCCUGAGCACUCUCUCGUUGUGGGCCAUAAUGCCGCUACUUAUCUUGUUUUGUUUAGCCUGUCUAUACUACCAGACCACAUCCCGUGAAGUGAAACGCCUGGAUUCCAUCACCAGAUCGCCAGUAUAUGCACAAUUCGGAGAAGCAUUAAAUGGGCUGUCCAGCAUUCGUGCGUACAAGGCCUACGACCGGAUCGUGGCCAUCAACGACAAAAUGAUGGACAACAAUAUCAGAUUCACCCUCGUGAGCAUCAGCUCUAAUGGCUGGCUCGCCAUAAGACUGGAAAUACUUGGGGGAGUCAUGGUCUGGUUGAUAGCCACAUUCACAGUCUUGGGGAAUCAAAAGGCUGAGAACAGGGUAGCAUUCGCUUCUACCAUGGGUCUAUUGCUGACCUACACCCUGAACAUCAGCAGUGUGUUGAGCGGAGUUCUGAGACAGGCGAGUAGAGCUGAGAGUAGCUUCAAUGCUGUCGAGCGCGUGGGCGUGUACAUGGAGUUGCCUUCAGAGGCUCCGGCAGUUAUCGAGAGCAAUCGUCCGCCACCUGGCUGGCCUUCUUCAGGUUCAGUCGAGUUCUUGGAUGUUGUCCUGCGUUACAGACCAGAACUUCCGCCGGUGUUGCAUGGAUUGUCGUUCGUGGUUGCUCCGAAUGAGAAGCUGGGCGUGGUUGGAAGAACUGGAGCAGGGAAAUCCAGUAUGUUGAAUGCUUUGUUCAGAAUUGUGGAGGUUGAGAGGGGACAGAUCAUGAUUGAUGGGUGUGAUGUUGGGAAAAUUGGACUCAUGAAUCUAAGGGAAGUUCUUACUAUCAUACCACAAGCACCUGUCCUUUUUUCUGGAACUGUGAGACUCAAUCUGGAUCCAUUUAGUGAACAUAAUGAUGCGGACCUCUGGGAGGCACUGGGAAGGGCACAUCUAAGGAAUGUCAUAAGGAGCAAUCCUCUUGGUCUGGAUGCUGAGGUUCUGGAGGGAGGAGAGAACUUCAGUGUUGGACAGAGACAACUAUUGAGUCUUGCUCGAGCAUUGCUGCGAAGGUCUAAGAUACUUGUACUUGAUGAAGCAACUGCUGCUGUUGAUGUGAGAACUGAUGCUCUCAUACAGAAAACAAUCAGAGAAGAGUUCAAGUCUCGCACAAUGCUUGUGAUUGCUCACAGACUUAAUACGAUAAUAGAUUGUGACCGCAUUCUCGUGCUUGAUGAUGGUCGGGUAAAAGAGCAUGCUAGUCCGCAAGAGCUGCUGUCAAAUGAAGAAAGUGCAUUCUACAAGAUGGUCCAGAGUACUGGAUCAGCAAAUGCUCAAUACUUGCUCAACUUGGUGUUUGACGACCAAAGAGAGCAAGGUUAAGGGGGGAAUAAAAAGACCUAAGAACCUUGAUGGGCAGAGGAAAUGGUUUACUUCCCCGAGAUGGAUAACUGCUGUUCAGUUUGCAUUAGCUGUUAGUUUCCACUUCUUCCACCAAUUAUCUUCAAAGUUCGGUUCUUGGAAGUGGCAACGGCGUUCUCAGGAGAGCAACGGAUGCUGUCUUUACCCUUCAGGGAGUUCUGCAGCCUCCAUGGUAAGCAUCGCCAAGUGAUUAGAUGACACUCUCCGGCAGCCUGAUGUCUGCAUAGAAAGAUGCUGGUCGGCUCUACAGAAUAGUUGAAGGUUACAGAUUGUAUUCUGCUCAUACAACAUUAGGGUCAGAACGCAGAAUGGUAUAGCGGUGAUGAGCAGGCUGGGUAAGAACGAGGAUCCAGUUUCAGCAAAGGAAGAUGGUUUGUUUGACAUUUUUUAGACUAGUUGGUUGCAACUUGAUAGUAGACAGAACGAACGUUGAGGCCUACCACGUGAACAGUUGUAUGAUGCGAAAUGGAACUUCGAACAUUAGGCUGUCAGCAAACUACCUGUUCUUGGUUGAUUAGAAUAGUUCUUAAACUGAAUAUUUAAUGAAGUUAUUUCCAUCAAUAUAGGACUAGAAGGCUACUGCAAAGAAAAGUCACGGUUUCCAGCUUACUAUACAUAUCACUCUUGGUUUAUGGAGUUUUCAGGUGGGUUACAGUGAACUUCUGGUUUGCCCUGGUGGAUCAGGACCGCUCGGCUCGAACUGCCUGGGCAGAAACACCUGA
Molecule: messenger RNA, 6159 nt
Organism: Linum tenue
Lineage: Eukaryota; Viridiplantae; Streptophyta; Magnoliopsida; Malpighiales; Linaceae
Source: the annotation of a GenBank genome assembly